UAGCGCUCUUCAGCGUUGGCAACGCUGUUGUUGUCAUGUCGGUGAAGGAGGCUGCUUCUUCUUCGUGAACUUCGCUUUUAAACCCGAGGAAGAGAAGGUCGUCACCGUCGGAAUGGUGGUCGACCCGGGGGCCGCGGCUGUCCUGGUGGUGGCCUGUGUGAUAGCCAUAGUAGAAGCAACUCAAAGUUUAUCGGCAGAGGAAUGUUUUGCUGUGGGGUUGAACAGAGCAACUCUCAUGUGCUCAUCAUGUGAUACUUUAAAGGAAUUUAAUCUUGAAGCACUGGAGGGCAACUGUAGGCAGUGCUGCAAUGUUGAUGAUGUUAAUGCCACCCCAACAAAGUACCCACGGGCUCAGUUAGAAGUCUGUGGGUGACGACUGGGGGCAUUCCCACAGGUUCAGGCGUUCGUAAAGAGCGACCGACCUCUGGCGUUUCCAAACCUUACUGUUAAGUAUGUUAGAGGGGCAGAUCCAGUCAUCAAACUGAUGGAUGAGGACGGCGACGUCAUGGAGACGUUGGCAAUUGACAAGUGGAAUACAGACUCUGUCGAAGAGUUUCUCAACACUUAUCUUAUUCUUCCAGGGGAUGAGGAGGAAGAUGAAAAGGAAGAGGAUUAUUUGGAAACAAACAAGGUUUAAUGUUAGCUUGGAGCAUUUCUCUUUGUAUUGAAGGUCGGGUAGUUUUUAAAGUUCUUAAAAAUUGAUAGCGUUUGAUCGGCAGUUUUGGUGAUAGAUCAUAUUGCAGUUAAGUUUCAACAUUUGUACAUCAGAAUUCCAAGU
Macrobrachium nipponense is the source of this 778-nucleotide messenger RNA. Its product is annotated as selenoprotein F-like. NCBI's taxonomy places the organism in Eukaryota, Metazoa, Arthropoda, Malacostraca, Decapoda, Palaemonidae. Gene Ontology annotation, cellular component: endoplasmic reticulum lumen. The transcript has 5 exons. The record is from RefSeq and is a predicted model, not a curated record. Gene Ontology annotation, molecular function: oxidoreductase activity.